This is a messenger RNA of Penicillium salamii, 366 nucleotides long. The record is from the annotation of a GenBank genome assembly. Lineage: Eukaryota; Fungi; Ascomycota; Eurotiomycetes; Eurotiales; Aspergillaceae.
AUGACCUUCCAUCCAGAUACACUCCCCAGACUCAAAGGCAAGGUGUUCAUAGUCACUGGUGGAAAUUCCGGCAUUGGCUACCACACCGUGGCUCGGUUAGCUGAGCACGACGCACACGUUUACCUUUGCGCCCGAUCAGUCGAGAAAGGCACAGCAGCUAUUUCCAGAAUCAAGGAAAUGCACCCAUCAGCCAACAUCGAUCUUCUGCAACUGGACCACAUGGACCUUGCCAGUGUCGUUUCGGCCGCUAAGCGGUUCCUGGCUCUUGAAACGGCACUUCACGGCUUGGUCAAUAACGCAGGAAUUAUGGCGACGCCCUUCCAAAUGACUAAAUACGGCCACGAAGCUCAAUGGCAGACCAAUUAG